AUGGGCCAAAGUCAGAGUGGUGGCAAUGGUCCUGGGGGUGGCAAAAACAAGAAACAGAAAUAUGAACCUCCUGUCCCAACUAGAGUGGUAAAAAGAUGAAAAGUGAAGGGACCAGAUGCUGCCAUCAAACUGUCACUGGCAACACCUCAUACACCCAGUGCCACGAAGUUAGAGAGAAUAAAAAACUAUCUUCUCAUGGAGGAAGAAUUCAUUAGAAAUCAAGAACAGACAAAGCCAUUAGAAGAAAAGCUAGAGGAGGAAAGAUCAAAAAUGUAUGAUCUUAGGGGGACCCCCAUGUCUUUAGGAACCAUGGAAGAGAUCAUUGAUGAUAAUUACACUAUUGUGUCCACGUCUGUGAACUCAGAGUACUACGUCAGAUCAUUUGUAGACAGGGAUCUGCUGGACCUAGGCUGUUAAAUCCUGCUCAACCACAAGGUACAUGCUGUGAUAGGGGUGCUAAUGGAUGACACGGAUCCCCUGGUCACAGUGAUGAAGGUGGAAAAGGCCCCCAGGAACCAACACAGGAAACUGGACAACCAGAUCCAGGAAAUUAAGCAGUAUAUGGAGCUUCCUCUUAGCCAUCCUGAGUAUUAUGAAGAGAUGGGGAUAAAGCCCCAUCUGCCAAGAACAGGUAAAACUCUAUUGGCCAAAGCAGUAGCAAACCAAACUUCAGCCACUUUCUUGCAAGUGGUUGGCUCAGAGCUUGUUCAGGAGUACCUAGAUGACAGGCCCAAACUUGUGGAGCUCUUCUGGGUCUCUGAGGAGCACACACCGUCCAUUGUGUUUAUUGAUAAAAUUGAUGCCAUUGGGACUAAAGGAUAUGAUUCAAACUCUGGAGGUGAGAGGGUUCAGCGAACAAUGUUGGAACUGUUGAACCUGUUGGAUGGAUUUGAUGUGAGGGGAGAUGUAAAUGUUAUGGCCACAAACUGAAUAGAAGCUUUGGAUCCAGGAAUCAGACCAGGCAGAAAGAUGGAGUUCCCCCUACCUGAUGAAAAGACCAAGAAGUGUAUCUUCCAAAUUCACACAAGCAGGACAACAAUGGCUGAUCAUACAACCUUGGAUGACUUGAUCGUGGCAAAGGAUGACUUCUUUGGGGCUGACUUCAAGGCAAUCUAUACAGAAGCUGGCUUGAUAGCCUUGUGGGAAUGCAGAAUGAAAGUAAAAAAUGAAGACUUCAAAAAAUCUAAAGAGAAUGUUCUUUAUAAAAAAAAAACAAACAAACAAGAAGGCAUCCCUUGA
Rattus rattus (black rat) is the source of this 1239-nucleotide messenger RNA. It is a transcript of the gene Psmc1, whose product is annotated as proteasome 26S subunit, ATPase 1. NCBI's taxonomy places the organism in Eukaryota, Metazoa, Chordata, Mammalia, Rodentia, Muridae. The record is from RefSeq and is a predicted model, not a curated record. Gene Ontology annotation, molecular function: ATP binding; ATP hydrolysis activity; proteasome-activating activity. Gene Ontology annotation, cellular component: proteasome regulatory particle, base subcomplex. Gene Ontology annotation, biological process: proteasome-mediated ubiquitin-dependent protein catabolic process.